UGUCAGAAGACCGCAGCGCUGCUCUACUUCCACCUGUUUGUUUAGUUUUUUGUUUGUUUGUUGGUUAAUAAGUAAAAGGAGGUGUCAACAAUGUACGGAUCACCGUCUCUGGAAAACAAGAACUUCAUUUCUGUGUGCCAAGAAGAAAGAGACCACUACUUUAUCAGAGAUGAGGACUGCUCCAGUGAGGAGUACGACUUGGAUUCAGAAGGCAGCGAGGAAGGUAAAGGGGACGGAGGGAUUUGCAGCUCCGUGUCCCUGGAGAUCCACGGCCUACAGAGAGAGCAGCGGGUCUACUUCUCCAACCAGGAGUACCACAGGAGGCUGGAAGAGCUGAAGAACACCCACCUGAGGAACAUGGCUGAGCUGGAGAGGAUGUACAUCAGCGAGGGCAUGGAGUGGCGAGGAGAGGACGAUGAUGGAGGUCUGGCACAAGGGAGAAUCAGAGAAGCCGGACAGUCAAUCAGGACACUCCAGAGGAUCAACUCUCAGGAGGAAUUGGACUUCCAUGAGAUGUCAAGUGGAUCUGACCAAUCAGAGAUCUGUGCAGAGGACACCAUCGGGGAGCUGGACAAUCGAUGCAGGACAUCUGCCCAGGCUCGAUCCUUUGGGAGAGCCAUCCUGGUGAGGCCGAAAGAAAUGGCAAUCCAGAAACAGUUUCCAUUCCAGCCUAAGACCCCGUGUUCAAAACCCCAGAGAAGACUAUCCUAUCAAACUGGGAUCAGAAUUGGAUCCAGCUUUAAAAUCACAGUGCCCAAACCCUUCCAGAUGAUGCUGAGAGAGGAGGAGAGGAAGAGGCACAAGGUGCGGACGCGCUCAGAGAUUGAGCUGGAGAACGUGCUACUGAGACGUGAGCUGGAGGAACUCCGAGAAUGCCAGAAAAAGUUCAGAGCAUCACCUGCUCCGGCCCACAUUCACCUGCCUCUCUACGAAAUCCUCAGCCGUCGCACUAAUCAGUGGUCAGACCAAAGCAGAAGCAGCGGUGAUAAAUGUGACCGUCACUCCAAACUCAACCAGGCCUCUGCUGCCAUCUUUCCACAGCCUUUCCAUUUCCUGGAGAGGGAGAAGAAGAAGAGGGAGGCAAAGAUUCUGGCGGAGUUUGGGAACCUUGGUCAGAAAGAGAAGCGACAGGCCUUUAAGGCUCGGCCCAUGCCCAGCGCUGUGUAUGGUACAAGACGCAAAGCAGGACCCAAGACCACAAACCGCCAGACCCUGUCUCUAACUACAUGCACAGAGGAGAGCGAGACCACCGAGGGUGCAAGUGAUCCAAACCGUCACCUGGCGCCUUAAAUUUCUCCAGUCCAAGUCCAGUGAGAUGGUGAAGGAGAAGGAGUGGUCCAACACUGACCCACUGCUCACCUCUGUUUCCAUGCAACCCAGAGCCUCUGCUUUCUAAGCAGAGGUGAGGGCAUCAACCGUACAGUGUUCAAAAAUCAAUGAGAGAAUAACAGGCGAUACAAAGUGCUCGGUUUUGUGUUUUGUAACUGUAACUUUGUCAUCAUGGUUUAUUUCUGUAUGCUAAACUGUAUCAAGGAGCACUAUGUGUUUAGGGUACACAGAUUUAUCCGUUUAUAUGUCUAUUUUGUAUGUAUGUACAGUUUUUGAGGUUCUUGUAGGUGCUUCUUUUGUUGUGGUCCACCUUAUUUUGGUCACAGAAGGGAGACGUUUUCAGAAAUGAAAUUGUAAAACUCUU
This is a messenger RNA of Solea solea (common sole), 1693 nucleotides long. Its product is annotated as protein FAM161A-like. NCBI's taxonomy places the organism in Eukaryota, Metazoa, Chordata, Actinopteri, Pleuronectiformes, Soleidae. The transcript is spliced from 4 exons. The coding region runs from base 91 to 1290 and encodes 399 amino acids. Gene Ontology annotation, biological process: cilium organization. The record is from RefSeq and is a predicted model, not a curated record. Gene Ontology annotation, cellular component: cilium.